Molecule: messenger RNA, 2119 nt
Organism: Pseudo-nitzschia multistriata
Lineage: Eukaryota; Bacillariophyta; Bacillariophyceae; Bacillariales; Bacillariaceae
Source: the annotation of a GenBank genome assembly
CUACACUAUUGGGAGAAGGUGCGCAUACCUCUUUUGAAGUUGCAAAGCAGAAAAUACCAUUCAACCCGAGAGCGACAAUCUUAUAUCUGGUCGACUCGGUCAUCGCCUCGUGCAUCGACAGCAAACAAGAUUGUCGGUGAAUACAAUGGCUACACGAGGAAGGAGUGCAACUCCAGGUCGCCGCUACGGGGAUAUUAUCGGAAGUAUUUUUAGUAAUUCUGGAGACGAGGACGACACGAAAGAUUCUUGCGGCUCAGAAGCGAAAAGAAGGUUUCGUGAGCGCCGACGCAAGAGUUCUCCGGGGACAUGUCUAAACAGAAAUUCUACUCCCGAACGACGACAAAAUCCAUCUCCGGUCCGACCACCCAGCGGCAGACCUCCUACGCCUGAUAGAAAUCGAUCUAGAACUCCUGAUUAUCGACAUGCUAGAUCCCAGUCACCGUCUCACGCUCAAAAUGGAAUAUUAUCUUCUCAGAUGGAUCCUUUUGAAAACAAAGGGAAGGGCAUAUCGAUAAGAGCACUCAGCAAAUCUCCGUCAAGGAGAAGAGUCUCGGAGCUCGAUACUAUAGGAACUAUUUCCUACGUCACCAAUCCAUACGAGACAAGGGAAGGAACCGAAGACAUAGAAAACUCUUUUUUCGAAUCAAGACAACAAAAAUCUGACCAAAUCAGUAGCAAAGAAAAUGAGACAGAGAAGAAAAACGUGUCGGCUUCGACAACGGAGCCGCUGGUGGUAACAAAAGAAGAAGAUACAAAAACAACCGUAUCAUUUUCAUCAAAUGAUAGUGCGCAAAUGAAAAAGAUCAUUCAAGCCCAAGACGAACAGCUUCAUUUUUACGAAUCUCGUUUGAGGGACCAAACCAAUCAUAUUGAACAAAUAAGAUUUGAGUUGCAACAAAGCAAGCAAAAUGAAAAGAAACUUCAGCUGGAGCUAGAAUUUCAUGAUCUAAGGUAUAGUAUGUAUGAUGAUUAUAGACGCAUGAUGGAUAGACGAAGACUGGACGGAAGAAAUGACGAUGAAGGAGAUGAUCUUGAUUGGGAUUCAGCAAGUUCCAACUCCUCGAAAAAUGGUGUUGCAAUGUCGAAGCUUGACCGCCUUGAGCGCCUUUACGAAAAGUCACAAGCCGAAGCUACAAGUCGCUAUUCCAGUCUAGAAGAAGAAUACAAUAGAUUAGUAUCAGAGAGUUCUCAAGCAACGAGAGAGAAAGCAAGUGACGUCUCAGAAUUUACACGCACAGAGUCCGUGGAGAAGUCGUCUUUGCUUGAAAAACGAAUCAAGAUUCUAGAAUCAGACAAUGCAAAAUAUUUGAACGAAAUCAAAAGAAAACAACGAGAACUUGACGAUGUACGGUUGCAUCAAGACAAUGCGAUUCCUUCCUCAGGAAAAGAAAAACAAAAUACUAUUCAAACUGAUAGGCUUGAGACACAAACGUUGAAGAAUAAGAUCACUGCUUUGGAAACAGAGAUCGGGUUCACCUCUGGCCAAAUUGACAACAGAACAAGGACCAGUAGAUAUCGAGCUCUAGAGAAAAAUCUCAAUGAAUACGUAGUUGAAAUAAUGGGGUUGGAAGAUAAGUUGAGGUCAAAAGAAAAGAUAAUUUCAAAACUGAAGAAAAGGGAACUUUCUCAGAAGGCUGAAUCUGAGUCGGGAACUUCUCUUAAAAAAUGGUACGAAAGGGUUGACAAGGGGGGGAAAACGCAAAUAGCGUSCACACAUUCUAUGCGCAGGGGAAAGAGAUCCUCUAGCGAUCGAUCGUACAAUCCAGAUUGUACAUCGGCGCAAACCAUUGAGCCUGCCAAGAACGAUAUAGCGAAGACAAGCGACGCUUCGAAGUCGUUAGUUGGGGAGAACAUCGAUGUAGUGUCGACUUACAUUAACACAAAUAUAGGGGGUAACAGGAGGAUGCGCAACAAGAAUGGGGCAUCCAGCAGCUCCGCGAGAAUAGCAAUGCUUCGAAAACGACUGGAUGCCCUUGCAACGGACCAUUCGAGCGUCUGUACGGACGAGACAUUCUAUACUGUCAAAACGACACCGUAUUUUUAACUCAUAAUCAAUAUUCAAUUUUUUAGAUGAAACAAUAUUUACACAACACAACGCAAAUAGAUUAAACACAUCUUU